AUGCCGCGGAAGAAGCUUGCCCUUGCAUCUGCGGAAACAAAGUCCACGUACAAGUCUAUGUGUCACCCACCGCACCUGCCGGUGACUUCAACCAGGAAUUCAAUCUUAGAAGGAAGCUGCGUCGUCAACCGCGAUAGCGAGUGGACGUCAAGAGCGAAGCUGUUUGAAAAGGAGUGGGAGAACAAGAACCCGCGGGAAACAUAUGCUUUACUAGAACAAUAUGGCGGCAAAAUGAAAGGAUGUUCUCCUGUGUUUAACACUGCCAAUGGAGUGGCUGUCGGUGAAGCGACACUUCUAACUUUGACGGAUUUCUAA
Necator americanus (New World hookworm) is the source of this 315-nucleotide messenger RNA. RefSeq lists its product as uncharacterized. Lineage: Eukaryota; Metazoa; Nematoda; Chromadorea; Rhabditida; Ancylostomatidae. The record is from RefSeq and is a predicted model, not a curated record. Bases 1 to 315 code for a protein of 104 amino acids. The transcript has a single exon.